AUGGAUGCACGCCGUCGGCAGGUCGGCACCCUCGCCGCCGGAAACUCCUCGCACGCCCCCGCCGUCGCCGUCGCCCGCACGGUCACCGGCCCUGCAGGCUCGACGGCCGCCUCAGCGGGCACAGGCCCCGCCCACCGCAUCAGGUUGGUCCCCCACCUCGACUCACGCCGCUCGCUUCGCUUCGACCCCAUAUCGCGCGACGUCCGCGAGGGCGACGCCCCGCUGCGCAUCGGCCGCUUUACGGACCGCUCGGGCAUGGGCAUCGCAGCCGCGAACGCGAUCGGCUCCAACAAGCUCGCCUUCAAGAGCAAGGUCGUGUCCCGUGCGCAUGCGGAGAUAUGGUCCUCGAGCGGCACGUUCCUCAACCACGUCCGGCUCUCAACUGCGAACAACGAAUCUCGGGCGCACGAGAUCAAGGAUGGAGAUAUGCUGCAACUCGGAGUGGACUACCAGGGCGGUACGGAGGACAUCUACAAGUGCGUCAAGAUAAAGAUCGAAGUCGGACGUGAGUGGCAGAACCACAGCAAUCCUUUCAACGUGAAUGCCCUCAAACAACUCAAGUCGAUCGCCCUCCCGCUCGCAGGGGCUGCGCGAUCCGCCGUCCCUGUCUCUGCUCCGCAAUCGGUGCUGUAUGCGGAUUCAACAGGCCUUUUCAGCGUCACCAUCCAUCAGGCGCUGUUCAUCGCCCCCUGCUCCCACGCCUUCCACUACAAGUGCAUUCGCCCACUCCUGGAAAACCACCAUCCCGCAUUCUCGUGCCCGCUGUGCCGCACGUUUGCCAACCUCGAGGAGGACGUUGAGGUCGAGAUCGAUCCCGAACUCGACACGGCUUCUCUUGCGGAUGUCGCCGCGAUCGCUAUUGCAGGCACUAUCGCUGGGGACCGGCCAAACACGGGCGACGCAAGUAGCCGCGAGCGUGGCCACGACCGAGAUGUUGCCGACGCCGGUGCAAACAGACUGGGAGCGUCGCGACGGCGGGCUCCCCCGGUUCCUGGUGCGAGUGCGAAUGGUCAUCUGGGGCAUGAUGAAACGUUUGCGCUGCCACCUCUUCCGGAGAGUAGCUCUAUGCUUGCCGUUGAGCAGGUUUUUGGUGACGGGAUGAACGGCAGGGAGAGUUCGGCGUCCCCAGUUACGCACCCUGGUGAGGGCGACGUCGAGGUCGAGGGAGGCUCUAGCGACGGAAGCGGGCACGCAGGCGAUGCUGGCCUCCACGGCAAACGGAAGCGGUGA
Molecule: messenger RNA, 1230 nt
Organism: Epithele typhae
Lineage: Eukaryota; Fungi; Basidiomycota; Agaricomycetes; Polyporales; Epitheliaceae
Product: SMAD/FHA domain-containing protein
Exons: 7
Coding region: 1-1230 (409 amino acids)
Biological process (GO): ubiquitin-dependent protein catabolic process; protein ubiquitination; mitotic spindle assembly checkpoint signaling
Cellular component (GO): cytosol; mitotic spindle pole body; ubiquitin ligase complex
Molecular function (GO): ubiquitin protein ligase activity; protein binding
Source: RefSeq, a predicted model, not a curated record